AUGGGUGGGUUUCUUGAUGAGGAUGCUGUGCGAGUGGCGGCAGCUAAGUCGCUGGCAGAGUGUGCCAUUGAUCGGCUUCAACAGCAAGGAAACCUCGUGGAGGCCGAACGCGUGUUGAAAGAGUGUGUGUCAAUCCUCGACGGCAGACGAUAUGAGAAGGGACGUGACGGCAUAUUGGCUGCCACGCUGGGUAUGCUGGGCGAAUGUCUUUUGGACGCAGGGAUAGAGCAAAAGGAAGGAGACAAAAUGAAGGAGGCCGAGGGAAUACUAAGACGCGCGUUGGUGGCAGCCGAGUUGGAUGGAGAAGACUCCGCGAUAGCCAACGCUCUGUCUGAACUCUCUCGCUGCCUUCGAGAGCAAGGCUAUGUACAGAUGCGCAAGCUGGGGGAGUCGGAAGAGCUGAUAACGAAGCUAGGGGAGGCGGCAGAGCUGCUGGAGCGCUGUCUGGAAGUUCGGGAGGCCAAGCUGGGCCCAGAUGAUGAUAUGGUAGUUGGCACGCAGCUCGAAUGGGGAAUAUGCCUCUCAGAGGCAAUGCGACCGGCGGAAGCCGUUCACACACUGAGGCAAUACUUGGCAAUCCAAGACGCGAAGCUUGAUCCUUCGGACAUACAGAUAGCGAGGGCGCUGAGACCCUUGGCUGUCUGUCUUUCACGAAUGGGAAAACCGGAAGAAGCCCGGGGUGCACUUGGGCGUUGCCUCGCAAUCCAGGAAGCCAAGAUGUGUGAAGACGUCGAAAACUUAUCCUUCACGCUGCAUCUACUUGGUCUGCACCUCCUAGAGUCCGGGGAGCCAACGGAGGCGCAGGAGAAACUGCGGCGCUCUUCGGCAAGGCUGGGGCCAGGGCAUUGUUUGGUGAUAUCCAUCGAGCUCGAGCUGGCUAUAUGUCGCCGAGUAGAAGAUCACAAGCGCUGGGAUCCAGGGAUGCCUGUAGGAAGCAGCACGUUGCACAUGCUUGAUCAACAUGACUGGGAGUACGAGGCACUAUGCGAUCAGUUCAGGACCAAGUGGCUCAAGUUCCAGCCGCCAAGGGGUGUCUCGAUCGAGCGUAUUUUCAGCAUUCAGAUCGACCCGGCAGUUCGUAACAAGCAUGAUCGCUACAAGCUCACGGUUUCGAUCAACCCACGCCGACAAUUCCACGGCACCUCCUGUAACGAAAAGUGCAACUUCAUCGUCAACCCUCAGCGGGAAGCCCCCUGCGGACUGAGCAGCUGCAGCGUGUGCAGCAUUUGCAUGCAAGGCUUCAAGAUCAAGGAUAACGUCGGCACCACGGCGAGGAGGACUGGCUUCAGCCUUCGCUACGGAGAGGGCGUCUACUUCAGCAGCGUGUCCGGCAAGGCCAAUGACUACGCCCGCUUCUCCCAAAAGACGGCCCCCGACGGACGAAGGCUGAGAUGCAUGUUUGUCGCUUACGUCGCGAAGGGCAAUCCCUACCUGACCAAGGAAGCUAGUCUCCCGCGAAACAAGUGCCCACCUUCGGGCCUCGAAUCGGUCGAGGGUAUGGCUACACUGGUACCCUAG
This is a messenger RNA of Ectocarpus sp. CCAP 1310/34, 1518 nucleotides long. NCBI's taxonomy places the organism in Eukaryota, Phaeophyceae, Ectocarpales, Ectocarpaceae. The record is from the annotation of a GenBank genome assembly.